This is a messenger RNA of Trypanosoma cruzi, 2766 nucleotides long. RefSeq names its product DNA topoisomerase III, putative. Gene Ontology annotation, cellular component: nucleus. Gene Ontology annotation, biological process: DNA topological change. Bases 1 to 2766 code for a protein of 921 amino acids. The record is from RefSeq and is a predicted model, not a curated record. The transcript has a single exon. Lineage: Eukaryota; Euglenozoa; Kinetoplastea; Trypanosomatida; Trypanosomatidae. Gene Ontology annotation, molecular function: DNA topoisomerase type I (single strand cut, ATP-independent) activity; zinc ion binding; DNA binding.
AUGCCGACAUGGUUGAAUGUUGCAGAGAAGCCAAGCGUUGCGAAGGAGUUAUCGUUAGUUUUGUCCAACGGUACCUGCAGGAUGGGCAACUCCCUCUCCCGCUUCAACCCCGUUUUCGAGUUUGACUUUGAGGGGAAGCAGAUGCUCUGCACCUCCGUUGCUGGGCACUUGAUGAACGACGAGUUCCCGCCGGAGACAAGGAGUUGGCAGAACUACCCGCUCGUCAAUCUGUUCACCGCCAGCAUCACGAAGCACGUGAAGCCGGAGAUGGAGCCGGUGAAGAAGAACUUGGAGGCGCUCGGCAGGCGGUCCUCAAAUUUGGUGCUGUGGAUGGAUUGCGACCGCGAGGGGGAAAAUAUUUGUUUUGAGGUGAUGCAGGUGGUUCAGGGGGUCAACAGGAGCAUCAGCAUCUUCCGGGCACAUUUCUCCGCGCUGACGAGACGGGAUUUAUUAUCGGCGGUGCGGAGCCUCAAGGCACCGAACAAAGCCCUCUCAGACGCGGUGGAGGCACGACAAGAAAUUGACCUGCGCAUUGGCGCCGUCUUCUCGCGCUUUCAGACCAUCAAAUUCCGUGAUGCAUUUAGCGGGAUGCCACGUGUACUCAGCUUUGGGCCGUGCCAGAUCCCGACGCUCGGGUUUGUCGUUCGCCGCCACCGGGAGCGGGAGGGAUUUGUGCAGGAGGACUUUUUUACUUUGGUGAUGCGUCACGGGCAAACUGUCUUCCACGGCUGCCGGGGGUCUGUAUUUGAUCAGCUCGCAGCAACACUCGUGUUGGAGACGAUGUUGGAGUCGGCCGGCCCAAACGCCGAGGCGCUGGUCGUGGAUGUCGUGCGACGGCCCACCAGACGACAUCCGCCUGUUCCACUGGCCACCGUUGCGCUGCAGAAGCUGGCAGCCACGCAUUUGCAUAUUUCAUCGGAGCAAUGCAUGACGUGGGCAGAGUCCUUGUACCAGGAGGGAUUCAUCUCUUAUCCCCGCACAGAGACAGAUUCCUUCUCUUUUACGGACGAUGAGCUUAGGGAGAUUGCGGGGGUGCAGCGCGAGAACCCGGAGGUUGCAGACUACGUGGGUGCCAUGUUGGACGAUUCCUCACACAAGUUUCGUCGGCCUCUCAAGGGUGGUCACGACGACAAGGCGCAUCCCCCCAUCUACCCGACCAAAUUGAUGCGGGCCAAGCACGACAACAGGAGCGCGCUGUACAAUCUCAUUGUCCGGCAUUUUCUUGCCUGUCUCUCGCCAGAUGCGGUGGCUGCCACGACGGCUGUGACUGCAGUGUUCGGAGAAGAGAAAUUCACAACUUCUGGCACGGCGAUUCUUGAGAAGGGAUGGCUCGAGGUGUACCCGUAUGAACGAUGGCACAGUACCUGCCUACCGGCCUACCAGCAGGGCGAACGUUUUGUUCCGAAGGAUAUUAGUCUUGAAAAGCAUCGAACAACACCCCCACCGCACCUCACUGAGACAGCUCUUAUUGCCCUCAUGGAUGAGCACGGCAUUGGGACCGAUGCCACGAUAGCACAGCACAUCAAAACCGUUCUUGAUAGGGGGUAUGUGAAGCGUGAAGGUUCUUUUUUGGUCCCUACCGCUUUGGGUAUCGCACUGGCCUCGGCGUACGAGGUGAUUGGACUCUUGAGUCUUCUUCAGCCACAGUUGCGAGCACAAAUGGAGCUUGCCAUGUCCGAUAUUGUCUCGGGGAAGGCCAGUAAAGCACAAGUGGUCGAUGCCGCGGUUAAACUUUAUACUGAGGUCUUCCAGAAGUUGUCUUUGGGAAGUAAGGAGAUGUAUGAGGAGUUGUGCUGUCAUCUUUCUCCCGCUGCACCACAGACGUCAGGUACACAUGCGUAUGGCACAGGUCGCAUUGAAAAGCGUCGAUUGGUGCACUGUGGGGUCUGUAAGAAUCCUAUGGAUCUCAUCGAGCAAACAGAGGGUGAACGUGACACUUGGUGUGUGCGUUGUCAUACAUGUCUUAAGGACUACCGAGUACCAAAUGGCCGCCUUAAUCAGUUAAGUUCAUGUGGACAGUCGUGUAUCCUUUGUGGCUUUGGUGUCCUUGAAAUUCGAAAUACAGAGAAGCAGACUUCAUACACGGUAUGUCCGUACUGUUUUACAUCGCCGCCUCCCGGCACUGACAUGGAGUCUUUUACAGGGUUUCGUUGUUUUCAGUGUCUUGCCGACUGCCCGUUGGCGAAGGGAAUUGAAAGUGUGGCUAUCGCGCGGUGUAGUGCGUGCAAACAGAAUGAUAUUCGUUUGUGCACCGGCUCAAGAGGAGCCUUCUUGAGUUGUCGUGGCUUUCCUGGUUGCACUUUUUCUGUGACCCUCCCGUGGGCGAAGGGAGUUCGUCCAACUCCGACGAUGCGUUGCGCAUCGUGUCAGGCUGUUAUGCUCCAGUUUAAUUUUGGUGGUAUGCCGAGUGUCCCCGGCCUGGAGGAGGGUGAUUGCGUGUGUGUCUUCUGCGAUGGCCGUUUGCAGGACUACAUCUCGGUGAAGGGAGGGUUUACGCGGGACAAUGACCAUACAGCAGAUCGUGAGCAUGCGAACCAACAACAGCAACAACCACAACAAGAGCAUCCGGCACCCUACAGUUUGCCUUCUUUAAGAGGAAGGGAGGCAAAUAACCGGAGUAAACCGGCGAAGGGGAGCGCUACCGGCACCUUGUGUGAGUGUGGUGUACCCGCGAAGCAGCUGGUGUCGAGGAAGGAAGUCUCUAAGGGAAAGCGAUUUCUCACAUGUGCUGCUCGAAAGUGUUCUUUUUUCCAGUGGCUAGAUUGA